AUGUCGUCCCCAUCGACGCCGCGGUCGACGCGCGCCGCGUCGCCAACCGCGAACUCGCCCAUGAUGCUCACUCCAGGACAGAAAAUCAAGGCCAUGAUGGCCGCAUUCGACAGCGACUCCGAGUCCGAUAGCGGAAAGAAAGAAUCGACACAGAAAAAAGAAUCUCCGAAGCCAACACACAAUGAAAACCAGUCUCUCCCGAAACGACCUCAAUUUGGCAUGCAGUUGGAUUCGGAUUCUAGUGCCGAUGAGGAGGAGGAUAUUGUGAUGCCUAAGGGACGCAUGGCUGCUCGUAUGCAGGCUCAAUCGGGCGCUGGUAACGCUGGUGGUUCGAGAGAGACUGCGUUUGAGAGGGUGUCGAAGGCCUUGCGUGAGGAUAAAGGGGCCUCGGACGACAAUACCCGUGACGCUGCUGCGGACGAGGCGAUGGCUUCCGGUGGUGAUAGUGAUGAUGAUGAUCUCCCCAAGGCUGGACCGAGGAGGAGAGCUGCGAAUACAACCCCUGAACCGGACGCUAUGUCGGAUCGUUCGUCGCGUCGGGCCCGCCGCGACGAUUCGCCUUUGUUCGUGUCUUCCGCUCCGAAUAGCCCCCAAACCAACGAAACCCCCGGCUCAGAUACCGACAACGACGAGGAAUCCCGACCAAGAGGCAACUCGCGUUUCCUGGCUCUUGUGGCUCAAAAGCGGAAGGAGCGCGAGGAGAAGGAGAGACUCGAAGCUGAGAAGAAAGCCGCAAUUGCGAGACGACACGAAGAGUUCAGCUCGGAGAUCGGUCUCGAUGAGGAGGAUAGCGCGGAUGAGGGUGCUGCGGCGCGCAAGUUAACGCAGCAGUCUCGCCCCGCCCGGAAGGCGAGUAAGAAGGCGUUGGAGGAUAUGAAUCGGGAAACGCAGCGCAUGAGCCGGAAUAUGCAGUUGGCUCAUCAGGCUCAGACUAAGAAGAAGAUUACUAAGGAGAGCUUCUUUGCGCGGUUUAAUUUCAUGCAGCCGAAGGAUUCGACUGCGCCUGGUCCAUCGCAUGAUAGUUCUUCUGCGGAUGGCUCGCAACAUUCGUCCGACGUGGAGGCGCAGAAGAAUAAAGAUACGCCGCAGACCUCGCCUGUCUUGGGCCCAGCCGACAAGCCCACCACUGAGGAAGUUUCCGAUGGUUCAGCUAAGGAGGCCCAGAGCGAGAACACCGUGCUUCCGCCACCGCAGCCCGAAAAUCCCAUUGUUGGACAGGCAGAGAUCCAGUCGGCCGACCCACAGGCUGAGAAAUCGAAGAAGACGCCCAAGAAAGCCCCUGUCCAAGUGAACCUUUCCCGCCAACAGGUCGCCGCGAACCAGGACUCCGACGACGAAUUGGAGAUCAUCACUUCUCCCGCCAAAUGCCGUCGGUACGCAGCAUUCGAAAACCUCCCCCUCAGACGCGCACAGGAGCCUUCCUCUAUGACCACCUUCAGAGCCUUAGCGCACCUCACUUCCCCUACCCGCCGAUCGACACCGAGUAUGGCGGACUUUUCCGCGCAGAUGCUGUACAAAGCCAGACAGCAAGCUCUCAAGGAGCGGAGCCAGAGGAUACAGGAACUGAGAGAUAAAGGAAUCCAUGUCGAGACGGCCGCGGAGCGCGCGGCUAUGGAGGAUGAGAUCGAGAAUCUCGUGGAGAAGGCACGGCUGGAGGGUGAAGAGAUUGCGAAGAAGGAGAAGGCGGCUAAGCGUCGCGAUGCUCCGGAUGAUGAUGAUGACGAGGAUGAUGAUUAUCAGCUUUCUGGUUCUGACGAUGAGCUGGCACAGGGUGACGACGAAGAUGAAGACGAAGAAGAGGAGGACGAAGAUGGAAGUGGCAAGAAGGAGGGCGGCCUGAUUGAUUCCGAGGCUGGCGAGGAUGAUGAUUCUGAUGAUAAUCAGUCAGAAGCCAUGUCGGACCAAGAGGUUGAGGUGCCUACUCAGAGGCGGAAGCGACCUACUCGAGUUAUCAGUGAUGACGAGGACGAAGAACAAGUACCAGCAACGCCCGUGAAGCCAAUCGUCUCGACAGUAACUUCCGUGGAACGCCCACAGAUCCCUGGCCUGCCAUCCGAUGACAAGACCAUGAGUUUGACUCAGGCGUUUGCUGGGACCCUAGGUGGGAGCCAGCAAGGAACCCAGCAGGAUCCGUCCACCAUCCCCACCAUCCCUCUUUCGCUUCCCGACCCUGCGCAGAUGCCCGAUAACCAAGGACCGGACUCACCGGCAAUCAUCAAAGACAGCCAAGAACAACGGGCACAGUCGGUGGACUUGCUGGCGGGUUACAGCGAAUCCGUGACUCGUGUAUCUGAAUCUCCUGCUCCUCGAGGGAUGUCUUAUUUCUCCCAGGUCCCAGAUCCGACUCAGGAUGAAGGUUUCGUGUUUUCGCCGUUCGAUCCAUCGAAGAGGUUCCUGGGCACUCCGACAUCGACCAUUGAGACGGUCCGUAUCGACCGGAGUGAGUCUCGGAAUGCCUCACCAAUCGCCCAGCGGAAGAAGAAGGCUCUCCGCCGGGGCAAGGCCGCGGACCUGUCUAUGGUUGUAGAACAGGAUGAGGAAGCGGAGGAGGCCGACGAAGAGCAAGAAGACGAAGAUAAGGGCGACUUCGAGGUCGACGCCAGUGCAUUCAAUAUCAUGAAGAAGGCCGCCAGGAAGCCAUCUGAUUUUGAUAAAAAGAAGAGCAAGGCCAGAGACGUCGUUGAAGAAGCAGCUGAAGAAUCUGACGACGAGUACGCCGGUCUGGGAGGCGCCAGCGAUGACGACGAAGAUGAAGAAAACAUGUUCGAUCGCCAGAUGAUCAACGACAACAGUGGUGAGACUGUUGAUGAGAAACAGCUGGCCGCUCUCAAUGCGUUACAUCAGAGAAACACGGACGAAAAGCAAGUUGCCAAGCUGCUCAAGGAUAUCACGACCGGAGCUCUCCGACGCCGGAAAAACAACGACGACGAUCUGGAUCUGGACGACUCGGACGAUGAACUCAUGGCCCGUCGGCGGGAGAAGCAGAGAGAGUUUGCCCGGAUGCGCAAGGCUCUCCUUGCCGACAGUAAGGUCGGCGAGAUUGCCGAGAACCCCAAGAAAGCUGCAUUCUUCAAAGCUGUCGAGGACCGCGACGAUGACGACGAUGAUCUCGACUUGGACUUCCUGAACUAUGAGGAAAACAGCCAGUCUCAGGAGGACUCUUCGGCGCAGAACGCGGCGGCGGCGGCGGCGGCUCCAGGACAGCAGGACACCGCCGACGAGAGCAACAAGAGAAAGAGGCCGCUUGAGCCUUCUGCUGAAGACAUCAACAACCGACCUCCGCCUCAUCUCCGUCGCAAGCCGGCAAGUGCCUUGUCCAAGAAGCCUGCCACACUGGCCGAAGUUCGCGAGACAGUGUCCUUCUUGACGGAGCGUCCUGAAUACGACUCCUUCCACGAGGACGCGUCGAUGGACGACGUUGAGGAGCCCGCAGGCGAUGAAGGAAACAACACAGCCAGCGAGGAACAACAGACGAACGAACAGCCCGCAGGGCCUUCUCACCAUCCUCGACGCACCAAGGGCCCCGUGGUCGACCGUCUCGCGCUCCUCCGACAAGCCUCCUCCAACUCCGCCACCUCUUCAUCAAACAACCGCUUCGCCUUCCACGCAGGCUCUGGUGGAAACCAGGCUCCCAGCUUCGGCUUCAGACCGCCGAUGCUCCGGAAAACCACGACUGGCUCGUCAUCGUCGUCGACGUCGACCACGUCGGACUCCUCCAAGCGGGUGUCCAAGCCGCCUGUUGGAGGAAAGAAGGGCGGUGCAGUAAACUAUUAUACGGCGGCGCGCGAGAAAGAGCGCGAGAAGGCACUCCGCUCUAAGAACCGCGGCGGGUCGAAUAUCACUGCGUUGCUGAGCAAGCACUCGAAUAAUAGGCUGGGUGCGCUGGGAGGGGGUGGUCAAUGGGAGUGA
This is a messenger RNA of Aspergillus campestris IBT 28561, 3909 nucleotides long. RefSeq lists its product as uncharacterized. Gene Ontology annotation, molecular function: anaphase-promoting complex binding. NCBI's taxonomy places the organism in Eukaryota, Fungi, Ascomycota, Eurotiomycetes, Eurotiales, Aspergillaceae. Gene Ontology annotation, biological process: mitotic DNA replication checkpoint signaling; mitotic G2 DNA damage checkpoint signaling; activation of protein kinase activity. The record is from RefSeq and is a predicted model, not a curated record. The transcript is spliced from 2 exons. Bases 1 to 3909 code for a protein of 1302 amino acids.